AUGGCAGAAACCGAGGCCUCGCCGCAUAUCACGGCGUCGCUCGACGCGUAUGUGUUGCGACCGUUGCAGCGCGCUUCGUCCAUCAUGGGGUCGGGGGAUCUUUGGCAACGCGCCGCCGACAUGGAUGAAGUCGUCGCGGCGCACGGCUGCUCUGUUGCGAGCACCGCUGCGACGACGACGAACGAAGGGGCUGCGACAGGAAAGAAGUGGAGCGUGAUGGGGUCGACUGCGCGCAAGGUGCAGCGGAUGCUGUUUGCGGACAAAUCGGACAAAUCGGCGGCUUCUAUCGCAGACAGAAAGAACAAGCGCCUGCUGCCGUCGCUGCUCUCGAGCGCUCGCCGUCAGGAGCGCGCCGAACAGGACUUGAGUUUGCGGGUCGGCAGCUGUCGCGUGGAGAGCGCCGAGAGCGUUGCGGACGAUGGCGGAGAGGACGGCGCGGACCUCUACCGACGAAGCGCCUCGUUUCAGCACUUGGCGGUCGAUUCUUAUCAUGGCGAAAUGGCUGGACGGGAGGCGACGAGCGUGGACGAGCGAGAGGAUUCGGAACCCGGCGGCGCGGAUCCAAAUCGCCGUGCUGAUUGUGAUCUUCCAGAGGGGCGUGCGGAAGGCGUCGAUUUCAUUUCGUUGUCCCCGCGCGCGACGAGUGCGACGAAUGCGACGGGUGUACCAGAGGGCGUAGACCGACCGUGUUCUGUAAAUAAGCACUCAGCAUCGCCGCCCGAAUCAAACAGCUCACGCGACAGAAUCGUAUCGGCGCCGCCUCGUCCCGUGCGCCCGCAGACAGCCCCCAGCAAGAGCGCCGCUUCCCCCCGUUACUUCGACGCGCGUGAUCCCAUUUUUUCCCGACGCAAGACCGCGCCAGUAGCCCCUGCCGUGCUGCGCGAAUCGGGUGCUGCCUCGGGCGAGCUCAAGCCGCAGCUCGCCGACGAGCCGCUUCUCGCCUCCGCCUCGGAUUGGUCAAGCGCCGCGCUUUCCCUUGUUGCGCCCCCCCCUCCACCCAUUGACACGCCCCCCGCGCUACCGUUACCAUCCCCUGUCGUUCCCCGGCCCCCCAGCAGCGACGGAGUGGGGAACAGAAGCGGCAGGUUGAGGGCGGGAAGGGGGCGCGCGGGCGGAAGGGCGGGGGAAGGGCUUCGAGUGGAUGUGGCAGGCAGGCGCCAGCGGUCAAGGCACAGUGAUGAGCUGGCAUGGGCGGAGGCGCUAGGGGGGCAGGGGCUGGUGCGGAGCAAGACAGCGGAGAGAGAUGCGGGCGCGAGGGGGCGUACAGGCGGGGAAGUGGCUCGUGUGGGGCGACAUCACCACCUGUCGGCCUCUUGGGACUGCGAGGGGGAGAUUGGCAUGGGGAGGGAAGACAAGGGGGCGUUCCCUGUUAGGGUUGAGAGCUUGGACGAAGCAAGUUGGGGGAGUGUUUCGGGGAGGGAAAGGCCAACCUCAUCGGGAGGAAGGGUGCCUAUCACUGCGGCAAGGAUGGGGGCUUGUUCCUCAUGCGCCGUCUCCCCCUCCAUCCCCCUCUCUUCCCCCCUCUCCCCCUCCUUCCCCCUCUCUCCCCCUCCCUCCCCGUUACUCCCCCUCCUGCCGCUCGCUCGGUGCAGCGCAGGUGGCGUCAGUGGCGCAGUGGUGCACAUUCAACAUUAUCAUGAUCCUCGUCAACAACGAGAUCUUCCAGGUGCCACCCCACCCCGCCACUCACCUCACUCCCCUCCCCUCCAUCACUUCUUGUUUGCAUGCCUGUCGUGUCUGCCUCUCCACUGUACCCCGCCUCAUUUCCCUCCGCCCCUCGGCCCCUCAUUCCCCGCUGCCCCGUGUCUCUCUGCCCCGCUGGCGCCCCGCACCCCCGCCCCCCCUGGCCUGAUCCCCCACCUGCAGCGGUACGGCUUUGCCUUCCCGCUCACGCUCACCGCCAUCCACUUCGCGCUCUCAUUCGUCGGCGCCUUCACGGCUAUUGAGAUCCUGCAGGUGUGUCCCAAGGCGGAGGUGGAGGCGGGGGAGAUGGUGGCGUGGGUGAUGCCCAUGGCGGUCGUCACCUGCUUCAACGUGGUGCUCGGCCAGCUCUCCCUGCGCUACGUGCCGCUGCCCGCCCUCCUCUCCACCAAGGCCCUCUCGCCCGGCCUCACAGUGGCUAUCCAGGCGCUGGCGCUACAGGCGGAGUACGACUGGCGGCUGUGCCUCUCGCUGCUGCCGGUGAUGGCGGGGGCCAUGCUGGCCUACGCGCCCUCCGUGCACUUCGCGCUGCCCACGUUCCUGUCGGCGCUGUGCUGUGUGGUGCUGGGCUGUGCCACUGUCAUCUGUGCCGAGGUGCUGCUCAAAGGCAAGCAGUACAGCCUCGACUCCCUCAACGCCCUGUACCAGCUGGUGCCGUACUCGGCGCUCAUUCUUGCGCCACCAGCAGCAGUGCUGGAGGGGUGGCAGCUGUGGGGGUGGUUCAUGGCUCAGGCCAACCCCUGGCCCGCUGUCAUCGCCAUCCUCAUUAGUGGCUGCUUUGCUUUCUGCCUCAACUUCUCCCUCUUCUACACGAUUCAAAAGACCAGUGCGCUGACGUUCAACGUGGCGGGCAAUCUGAAGCUGGUGAUAACUCUCAUCUUCUCCUGGCUGCUCUUCCGCACGCCCAUGGCCCCCAUCAGCCUGCUCGGCUGCCUGCUGGAGCUCGUAGGCGUGGUGUGCUACGGCUGGGCGAUCUUUUCCAUGCGCAAGCAACAGGUGGAGCUUUUGAGAUCGCCCUCUGCGCAGGUUAGGGUGGAGCAGGAGGCUAGUGACGACAUUGUGCAGGUGUACCUAGGAGCCAUGCUCGAGUGCAAGGCGGCAGUCGUUGCUAGGCUUCGGAAUCUCGACGCCGCGGAAUGGGGAAUGCUGUGGGAGAACGCGGCGGCGGCGGACGAGGAGGAGGAGGAAGAGCCGUUGGAGCAAGUGCCGCACAGCGCGCCGUUUUCUCUGUCAAGCCCCAUGACAGGGGCUGCUGGGGCGAUCAGUGCGAGGCGGAGCUGGGCGUGGCGCGAGAAGAUGAGGUCGUUCGGUCGACAAUUAAUGCCGCGGCGCGGCAGCUGCGACGACCUGAACGUCGCAAUUGCGACGGCUUCUGUAACGCCGGCGAAGCGAGCGAAAUCGUUUCCAGAGUCGAAGGAGCGCGGCAACGAGAAGGGCGCGAGGCGCGGGCGGUCGCGCGCGGACAGCCGGGGCGUGUGGCGGAGCGUGUACGAGCCGCGGUGGCUGGAGGAAGGGCUGGCGGAAACCUCUGGGGACGACGAGCGGCGACCGCACGGCGCAAAUCGCGACGAAAUGGGAGUGCGCAACGACACGGCGCAGCGCGCGGGGGAAUCAGGGUUCGCGGGCAGGGAGGGUUCGGCGCGCUACCAGCUGUUGCGACAUAACUCGCUUCCCUGCGCGUGUGCCUCGCAAAAGUGCCGCUCCUUGGCGCACUGCCCCCUCCACGCCGCCAACCCCCAUCCCCGUGCUCCGCGGUGA
Messenger RNA from Closterium sp. Naga37s-1, 3459 nucleotides. Lineage: Eukaryota; Viridiplantae; Streptophyta; Zygnematophyceae; Desmidiales; Closteriaceae. The record is from the annotation of a GenBank genome assembly.